This is a messenger RNA of Phascolarctos cinereus (koala), 1186 nucleotides long. Its product is annotated as zymogen granule membrane protein 16-like. The record is from RefSeq and is a predicted model, not a curated record. NCBI's taxonomy places the organism in Eukaryota, Metazoa, Chordata, Mammalia, Diprotodontia, Phascolarctidae.
AGGGGCAGAAAGGACAGGACUCUGCCUGGACACUCUGUGGAAGCAUUGAGGACCAGUCAUAAAGAGUGAAGAAAGAUGAUGCUGAUGCUGAUAUUCUUCCUUUUCACCCUUCCGGUGACUGUCACUGCUGAGGACAACGGUCAACAGCGAGGGUCCUCAUUUUCUGGAGAAUAUGGAAGUGGAGGGGGAACUAGCUUUUCACUCUCAGGGGAGCACAGAAGAGGCAGGAUAACUGGAUUUCGAAUCUAUGAACAAAGCAGUGGGAUCAUCCAUGGCAUUCAGUUCCAGUAUUCCCACACCUGGAGCGAACUACAUGGCUGCAAGUCAGGACUGAGCCACGAGGUUCUCCUCAAGAAGAAUGAGAUGAUCGUUCAAGUCCUAGGCAAAUACUACUCCUACUACAUCCAGCAACUGAUAUUCAUCACCAACUAUCACCGUCUCUUCACUUUUGGGCAGCCAGCAGGCAAUUCCUUUAACGCUACUCCCCACUUCCGAGGAGCCUUCCUAAGCUACAUCAGUGGGCACCACAAUAAUUAUGGUCUCACUGGCAUCGGCUUUCACUGGGAUGAGCCCAAGCUCACCAAGGCCUGAGAGUCAGACAGGGCACAGGGAGGGAGGGGAAAGGCUCGAUAUUCCCUGAGCCUAGCAGAGUCAUGGGAAUUUGGGGUGGGUGACAAAAUAUAUAUGCGACAAAAUUAGCAGGAUACCCUUUGGGGAGAGGAAAGGAGUUCCAUAUGGGGAUUAGAGGCAGAGAAAGGACUAGGGAAGCAACAGGAAAGGGACCUGAGGGUAAAUGGGGAGUCCAGAAGGGAGGGAAUGGGAAGGUGAAGGGGGGGUAUGGGAACAGGGUGGAGAGAUAAGGAGAGGAGAAAGAGGGUGGAAAGGAGGGGAAAGGAAGGAGGGAAGGGAAGAGAGAAAACAAGAGGAAGGCAGGAUCCUGCAUUCAGUGAGAAGGAGAUCCUCUUCUAGCCUUUGGAAGGACACAGAUAAAACAGGAUUCACACUUUGCUGAUGGGAAGAGACAGGUGUUCUCUAGGGGGUGGAGCUUGCAGAUAAGACUGACCUCUUCUUCUCAGCUAAAGCCCUGAGAUACCAAACACUUUACCCCUCCCCAUUAUCCUGCAGCCAAAAAAAAAGUUUAACACAAUUGUAUCUGUAAUAAAUGGUUUUUCUUGGUUGUAUCAUA